AUGUUAAGUGAAGCCCAUAAAGCUGCAGAAGAAAUGGUCUACUAUUUUCUAAGCACCCGUCAACCUGGAACAGAUAUUGCAGCAAAACUUUCUAAACAAAUAUCUGAGCAACAAGUUCGCUCAAAAAUGGGGUUAUUAUCUAUUAUUGACACAAUUAUCAGAUUGGGAAUGCGAGGAAUAGCCUUAAGAGGAAAUUGGAUUAAGAAAAGGGGUGAGGAAAAUGGCAAUUUGAUUUUUUUUCUGAACUGGAAAUCAGAAUUUGACAAAACUUUGAAAGAUCAUUUGCAAUAUUCUCCAAGGAAUGCAAAAUUUACAUCUCCUCGCAUCCAAAAUGAAAUCAUUUCAAUAUGCGAGUCCAUAAUUCGAGAGAAAAUAAUUGCCAAAAUACAGACGUAUUGGAGUUUAAUGGCAGAUGAAACAACAGAUGUUUCCUCAACCGAGCAAAUGAGUAUAUGUAUACGAUUUGUAAAUAGCAAAUUGGAAGUAUGCGAAGAGUUCUUGGGCUUUGUCAAGUUAACAAAGAUGGACGCACAGUCCGUCUAUGAUGUUUUGAUUCCAACAUUGGAAGGAUGGGGACUGGAUCUGACUGCUCUUGUUGGACAAGGAUAUGAUGGUGCAUCCGUGAUGAGUGGGAGCAAAAAUGGUCUGCACAAAAAAGUGACUGAUCACUAUCCAAAUGCAGUUUAUGUACAUUGCCGUUCUCAUGUGCUGAAUCUAGCACUUGCGGGCGCUUGCACAGGCAUUGAUUCCAUUCGGGAUUUGUUCGACAAUGUAGGGAAAAUUACACGUUUUUUAGGAGAUGGCGCAAAAAGAAAGCAUAUAUUUGUAGAGAUUGCAGCCACUGGGGUUGAUGACGAAUUAACAGCUUUAUUGACUGAAGCUGAUGAGGAAGAUGAGAAUAAAGAAGACGAAGAUGAAAACGAUAAGGAAAAUCAAGGACAGGUGAACGACGAGGAAAGUAGCAACGAUGAAGAACAAAAAAGCGAUGAAGAUGGAAGCAGUAUUCAGGAUCAUGGCUUUAACAAGUCGAAAAAGGCAAUUUUAAGAGGAACAAAGACAAAAACUGUACCAAAACUUUGUCCUACAAGAUGGAGUUCCAGGGUGGAAACACUUUCAGCACUGUUAGCUAAAUAUUCUUCUGUACUUAAAACACUCGAACAGAUUGCAGACCAAAGUAAUGGGGAACCAAGGGGCAACGCUAAUGCAUAUAUACGCUUAAUGGAAUCUCCUCAAUUCAUCGUGGCUCUCGUUGUAGUACAAUCCAUUUUAGGAUUUACAGCAGAAGUCACCAAAAUAUUGCAAGCAAAAGAAUGCAAUCUUGGAGAAGCAUACGCAGAAGUAAACAGGGCAAAAGAAUGUAUAAGAACUGCACGAGCAGAUGAUUCUUGGAAUAAAGUAUGGGAAAGAAUUCAGACUGUGGGAAACGCUGUUGAAGUUGAAAUUACAAAGCCACGUACUGCAAGAAAUCAGCGCCAUCGCGCAAAUUCUGGUAACGCAAAUCAAACUUGUGAAGAUUAUUACAGAAUUAAUGUCUACUAUCCCUUCAUCGAUCGGGUUGUUGAGGAGAUUGAGACAAGAUUUGCUUUUGAGCACAAGGGAUUGUUAGCUGCCCAAACACUUGUACCAGUCUAUCUGAAGACUCUAACUGUUGCAAAAUUGGACGAUAUAAAAGAGUUCUUUGGAAAGUUUCUUACUUUUACCCAGCUAAGUGGUUUUGAUACGGAAAUUGUACGAUGGAAACAGAAAUUCGUCGAUGUUCCUUUGAAAGAGAAACCAAAGAAUGCGUGUGAUGCUAUAACAAAGUGUGAUGCUGCAUUCUAUCCAGCAAUUAGUAAGAUCCUAACAAUUUUCUUGACAGUUCCUGUUGGAAGUGUGUGUUGUGAAAGGUCAUUUUCAGCACUUAGGCGCCUUAAGUUAUGGACACGAGCGUCAAUGGGUGAAGAACGCUUAAGUGGACUUACCAUGCUUAUGAUUAAUCAAGAUUCUUCGAAUAUUCCAACCGCAGACGAUGUUUACGCACGAAAAGCAAAAUGGCGCAUAUAA
Dendronephthya gigantea is the source of this 2043-nucleotide messenger RNA. RefSeq lists its product as uncharacterized. Lineage: Eukaryota; Metazoa; Cnidaria; Anthozoa; Malacalcyonacea; Nephtheidae. Gene Ontology annotation, molecular function: protein dimerization activity. The transcript has a single exon. Bases 1 to 2043 code for a protein of 680 amino acids. The record is from RefSeq and is a predicted model, not a curated record.